UUUUUUUUUUUUUUAGCAGAUUUAUGAAAAUAUGCAUCGGUUUGAUACUGUCUUGGAAUUCAUGAGAUGGAAGCAUAGGUCAAAGCUGUUUGGAGAAAAUUGGAACUACAGUUUUAUCUAGCCGCAUCCCUGAGGAAUCUGAAGAAAGCAGCAGGUGAAAGUCAUCGUCAAGUUGAUUUCAUUCUUCUAUAAGGAAAUCUCAUUCGGUAAAGCCAUUUAAAUUAGUGAAACAGCAGGAGCAGUAGUUCAGAGUGGCAGUGGACAAGAUACGUGGGCAUUGAACAAUGACUCAGCCUUGUACUUCCAUCAGAUUAUUGGGAGCCUGUCUGCUCAUCAUUUCUCAUGUUCAAGGGCAGAAUCUAGACAGUAUGCUCCAUGGCACUGGUAUGAAAUCAGACUUGGACCAGAAGAAGCCAGAAAAUGGAGUGACCUUAGCACCAGAGGAUACCUUGCCUUUCUUAAAGUGCUAUUGCUCAGGACACUGCCCAGAUGAUGCUGUUAAUAACACAUGCAUAACUAAUGGGCAUUGCUUUGCCAUUAUAGAAGAAGAUGAUCAGGGAGAAACCACAUUAGCUUCUGGGUGUAUGAAGUAUGAAGGCUCUGAUUUUCAAUGCAAGGAUUCACCAAAAGCACAGCUACGCAGAACAAUAGAAUGUUGUCGGACCAAUCUGUGCAACCAGUAUCUGCAGCCUACACUGCCCCCUGUGGUUAUAGGUCCGUUCUUUGAUGGCAGCAUCCGAUGGCUGGUUGUGCUCACUUCCAUGGCUGUCUGUAUAAUCGCUAUGAUCAUCUUCUCCAGCUGCUUUUGUUACAAACAUUACUGUAAGAGCAUCUCAAGCAGAGGUCGUUACAACCGUGAUUUGGAACAGGAUGAAGCAUUUAUUCCGGUAGGAGAAUCAUUGAAAGACCUGAUUGACCAGUCACAAAGCUCUGGUAGCGGAUCUGGACUACCUUUAUUGGUUCAGCGGACAAUUGCCAAACAGAUUCAGAUGGUUCGGCAGGUUGGUAAAGGCCGUUAUGGAGAAGUAUGGAUGGGUAAAUGGCGUGGCGAAAAAGUGGCAGUCAAAGUAUUUUUUACCACUGAAGAAGCUAGCUGGUUUAGAGAAACAGAAAUCUACCAGACGGUGUUAAUGCGUCAUGAAAAUAUACUUGGUUUUAUAGCUGCAGACAUUAAAGGCACUGGCUCCUGGACUCAGCUGUAUUUGAUUACUGAUUACCAUGAAAAUGGAUCUCUCUAUGACUUCCUGAAAUGUGCCACAUUAGACACCAGAGCCCUACUCAAGUUAGCUUAUUCUGCUGCCUGUGGUCUGUGCCACCUCCACACAGAAAUUUAUGGUACCCAAGGAAAGCCUGCAAUUGCUCACCGAGACCUGAAGAGCAAAAACAUCCUUAUUAAGAAGAAUGGAAGUUGCUGUAUUGCUGACCUGGGCCUGGCUGUUAAAUUCAACAGUGAUACAAACGAAGUUGACAUCCCCUUGAAUACCAGGGUGGGCACCAAACGCUACAUGGCUCCCGAAGUGCUGGAUGAAAGCCUGAAUAAAAACCAUUUCCAGCCCUACAUCAUGGCUGACAUCUAUAGCUUUGGCUUAAUCAUCUGGGAAAUGGCUCGUCGGUGUGUUACAGGAGGAAUAGUGGAGGAAUAUCAGUUACCAUAUUACAACAUGGUGCCCAGUGACCCAUCCUAUGAGGAUAUGCGUGAGGUUGUGUGUGUCAAACGCUUGCGGCCAAUCGUGUCUAACCGCUGGAACAGUGAUGAAUGUCUUCGAGCAGUUUUGAAGCUGAUGUCAGAAUGCUGGGCCCAUAAUCCAGCCUCCAGACUCACAGCUUUAAGAAUCAAGAAGACACUUGCAAAAAUGGUUGAAUCCCAGGAUGUAAAGAUUUGACAGUUAAACAGCUGUGAGGGAGAAUCUAGACUGAAGAACUCCACCCAAGGAAUGGGUGGAUUAGCAUGGACUAGGAUGUUGGCUUCAUUUUCAGACUCUUUCCUCGCCACAUCUUCACAGGCUGCUAACAAUAACCCUUUCAGUACUCUGCAGAAUGCAAGAUUGGAACUUCCAAACACGUCAUUCUUUCUAUACAGACAGGACAGCUUUGUUUGAAAUGUUUGGGUUUUUAUAAACUGCAUCAAGAGUCCAAUCCUGAUAAGAAGCUUCUGGUCUAACUCUGGGUACUCAGUAUCCAAUCCAUAAAGUGAUGCUUUCUGUGAAAGCCUUGAGAAAAUGAAUGAGCUCAGCAGAGAUGGAGAGACAUGUUUGCCUUCUGUCAGAGAAAACAUCUUUUUGUGUUCUGUCUUUGUAAACAGCCUAUAGAUUGUGACCUCUUGGGGAUACUGCCUGGUUAUGACGCUGCGCCAUGCUUUAAUCUGCACCCCAGAGUUCCUCGGCGGCCGGGGGGCUAAGAAGAAAAGCAUGUGUGGCUGUGUAGGAGGGACUGUGGCGGUGGUUGAAACAUGCAAUAUCUGAUCAACAUUCACCAGUCUCAUACAAACCGUCUACCUGGUAACUGUAGUCACUUCUCCACCAACUUUAUUUUUAACACAAUAGUUGUAAAGGCCAAAUCAGUUUAAAGUGUCCAUAAAUUUGGACUGUGUUCUUCUGUCACCAUUUUGUUUUCUUUUUUGGUAAUUUUUUUUUUAAAUGAAACACCUCCUGUCCAGAGUUGAAACUCCCUGCUUUGAACCAUACUUUGAAAGAAAAUGCCUCUUCCUGGAGUCAGCCUUACUGUAUCUGAUAACGAUGUGCAUGCCUGUGAUCAAAUUCUGAAGUCUUUGCCCUCAGUACAUCUUAAAAAGGGAAGUUGUUUAUCAUGUGUAAUGCGCUUUUAUUUUCAAAACCUACAUAAUCAUCUUUCUAGCCAUAUUUUACAUACAUACAUAUAUACAUACUUUUCUUCAUUCUAUACAAAACAGCUCCCAUGGAUCUCACAUCCGAUCCUCAAUGGGGGAGAAUGUUUUAAAGUAGAACUAGGUGUGAAUUUCAGAAUUCAUGCAUUUAAAAACUUCACUAAGAUAUUGCAUCAUUCUUCUUUUAUGAAGGAUGUCAGCUAAUAUAAAUUUGUCAGUAACUGGUAAAUGUAUUUUAGAUACCUAAAUCUUUUGAAAUUUGGUUUUACAGUUUCUGGUCUCUAACUUGUGGAGACAGAGUCAGGCAGAAGAGCCUAGUAUCUGCUCACUGUCCAUAUCUGCACUGAACUGCUAUUACUAAAUACAAGGAUUCAUUUUUAUAGAGGCCUUGUUAUCUCAAAGAACAGUUCUGGUUCAGACUUACAUGCUGAUACCAUACUAUUUAAACGUUUAUUCUGAGCAAACAAGCCAUGAGAGGAUCAACCGACAUUGUCUCUUUGAAUGAAACAUAAAUUAACAUAGUCAACCGUUUUAAAUUAAACGUUUGGGAGGCUGUCCAUCUGCUCAUUUAUGACUAAAUUUAAUCUAAUACCUGCACAUCAUAUUCCACAAGUUUGAGGUUGGUUUUGGCUGUUUUGUUUAAUGGGUUUCGUCUAGUCUAACCAAAGCCUGAGAACACAGGAGAUCUGAGUUACCUGAGCCAAGUUUACCUGGAUAUAGUUUUGCCUGAUGACACACCUAAGGAAUGGCAAACUUCAUUCAUAGGUGUGCUUAAAUGGUGUGCAGAGGCCACUGUAAUGACUCUUUUCUAAGUAGCUUGGUCUGAAGAAAGGGGCCCACAGAACUCUAGUUACUGCCUUCCCAAGCUGCCUUUCAGUACACUCAUUAGAAACAGUAACAUUCUUUAAAAGGCAAAUGCUGCUAUAAUCCUCAUUUGGAAUCCUAAAAUCUAAAGUUGAAUUAAACUUAUUUUUCCUCUCCUCCCUCUUACUCUUUUAAGUUUGAAAUUCAGUAAGUGAAAUAGUUAAAGACUGUCUCAGCCCUUGGGGCCAGUGAGAGGCUCGGUGGGUAAAGACGUUUGCUGCUGAGCCUGCCAGCCACAGCUCAAUCUCUGGGACACGUGAAAGGAGAGAUCUGGCUGCCCCAUAAUUGUCCUCUGACAUCCACAUACUCUGUGGCAUGAUUCCCCACCCACCCACACACACACAUCAUGCACUCCACAUAUUCAAACACAAAUAAAUGUAGUUUAAAAAAAUAUAACCAACUGGUAAAAGAAAGUAUUGUGUAGUUACUAAUUAAUAACUUGUAAAAAUCUGUAAACUCAUUUGGUCCCACUAACACCAGCAAUCCCUUUAAAUGACUAAAAUAUGAGAGCCAAAACCCAAACUACCUAAAUAAAUAUCAAAUGAUCCAGAAAGAUGUCAUGAGUGGCUUGUAUGGCCAGGAGUUGCUGGUGGUAUGGAACAUGUUAAGAUUUGCCACAACUUGAGUCUCUGAGACUUCAUCAGCUCUGAAUACAAAAUCUGAACUGAUUUCUCUGGAAAUAUUGUAGCAAAAGAUAUUUUAGUCAGUAUGUUAUCCUUCUCGUGUCCAGAAAUGUUCCUAAGUCUAUAGUGACCUAUUGCUUUUUAUCAGCUGUUGUCCUGGAAUGUGCUGGUUUUCAUUCAUUCGUUCUAAUGAUAUUCAAUACUUUUUUUCUUUUUAGAUGUUUUUCUUGCUUAGUAUAAAAAGACUGUAAUUUUUAAGAACUAUGCAUCUCUGAUUUGACCCAAGAUCAAGUUGGAUAUUGAGUAGUCUAUUCCAGGGCAGAUUUCCUAAAUGAAAGCACUUGUCCUUUCAGAUUGUUUGAAGUGUUUCCAAAUGUCUACGAUAAUUUUAACAGAAGUGUAAAUGAUGUAGACAGGUUAUGUAGCCCUUGUGGUAAUAACGCAGAUUGACUGGGUCAGAUAUUAAGCAGCGACAGUUUGCUCUCCUCCUGGCUGUGAGGAGGUGGAGACCAGGCAAGCAGAGCCUUUUCCUCUGGUACAGUGUGUGAAGCCACAGGAAGGAUCAUCCCAUAAGGAAAGCUUAGGAAUAUGGCUUUUGCAAAGACUUAGACAUAAUACUGUAACUUUAGGUUGUACUCUGUACUCUUUCAGUGGAAUUAUUUAAGCUCUUUAGUGACCUUUGUUCUUCUCACUUAAAAGCUAAAAUGUAGUAUAUAUUGUAUAAAAUGGAAAUAUUAUAGCUUAGGGAAACUGUACAUAAGGCAUUGACAAGUUAAAGAGCAUUUUUAUUAUGCAGUUGUAAAACACCAAAAAUACAGAAUCUUCUUUGAUAUGUAACACACUAAAUGUAUUUUGUACAGCAUCUGAUUUAAAAGGUGCCUUAUUAAGUUUACCAUUAAUUGCUUUGUUCUAUAUACAGAUUAUGUCCAGUGUAUCAUUUUUCAGUAAAUAACCUUAUUUUAGUAUACUUCAGUGAUGUGUUUUGUGAUGCUGUUCUUGGAUUUAUUGUGUAUCAGAAGUCAUCUGUUGAAAUUUUAUAGUAAGUAAGUCAGUGUACAUAUAUACGUUCCUGAACGUGCAUUUCUGCUUCCCAGAACCAGCAUGGAACAUGGCUAGGUAAGUGGCCGUACAUUUUUGCCUUUAUGUAGAGAGAUGAUGAACCUACUAUAGUGAGGGGAUUUUUUUCCUUCUAUAAAAAAAUAAAACAUGGUUUUCUGGUUAUAAAAAUGUGUAUUUAUGACAGAACUUUUGGGAAACAGAAAAGAAUAAAGAAGCAAAUAAACUACUCCGUUUUAUUGACAGACACACCA
Peromyscus maniculatus bairdii (prairie deer mouse) is the source of this 5639-nucleotide messenger RNA. Lineage: Eukaryota; Metazoa; Chordata; Mammalia; Rodentia; Cricetidae. The record is from RefSeq and is a predicted model, not a curated record.